Messenger RNA from Tricharina praecox, 2314 nucleotides. RefSeq lists its product as uncharacterized. Bases 197 to 1918 code for a protein of 573 amino acids. NCBI's taxonomy places the organism in Eukaryota, Fungi, Ascomycota, Pezizomycetes, Pezizales, Pyronemataceae. The record is from RefSeq and is a predicted model, not a curated record. The transcript is spliced from 7 exons. Gene Ontology annotation, molecular function: Hsp90 protein binding.
UCGCUCGUGUUCUUUGCUGCAACCCCGCGCCUAGCUUCGCCCGUUAAUUCUCCCACCUCUCCUCUCGCCCUUCCACACAACUCAAUCAACAAGAAACUCUCAAACACCUUCAACUAUAACUCACCAGUGCUCACUCAACAGAAAUUUACAUUCAACCUUCCUCUACCUCUACUGUUGCCUUUGAUACUCCAUCGCCAUGGCUGACCAGUUGAAAGCCGAGGGAAACGCAGCUUUCGCUGCGAAGGAUUUCGACAAAGCCAUCUCGCUAUUCACUCAAGCAAUCGAGAUCGACCCAAGUAAUCACGUCCUCUACUCGAACCGCUCCGCUUGCUAUGCGUCGAUUCGCGACUUCGAUGGUGCCCUGAACGAUGCAACUAAGACUACUGACUUGAAGCCGGAUUGGGGUAAAGGUUACUCGCGGAAGGGUGCUGCGCUGCACGGAAAGGGCGAUCUCAUCGGAGCUCUCGACGCCUACGAGCAGGCCCUGAAAGUGGAUCCCUCGAACGCCCAAGCCAAAUCCGGUCUUGCCGCCGUGAACGAGGCGAUCCGUCGGGAAGCCGAAGAAGACGGCGUGUCGUCUCCCGACCUCGGUCUGGGCCAGAUCUUCUCCGAUCCCGACUUCAUGGUGAAGCUCGCGGGGAACCCAAAGACCUCCGCGUUGCUCGCCGACCCGGGGUUCAUGGCAAAGCUGAACCGUGUUCGAAGAGAUCCCAGCGCCAUCCAGGAGGAGCUGAGGGAUCCUAGGAUGAUGCAGGUUAUUGCUGUCUUGCUCGGUAUUCAGAUGGAGAUGCCCGAGAACGCGGCGCAGGCGGCGGCAGAUAUCGCACGGGGUAAUAACAGCACAUUCGAUGCACCCAUGAGUGACGCACCAUCAUACACCGAAGCACAGCAGGAAGCACAGCAGGAAGAUGACGAUGCGAAGGCGAAAAAGGAGGCGAAGGAGCAGGCGGACAAGGAGAAGGCGCUCGGCACCGAGAACUACAAGAGGCGUCAGUUCGAUGCUGCUAUCGAGCAUUACACAAAGGCGUGGGAGCUGUGCAAGGAUAUUACAUACCUGAACAACCUCGCCGCGGCAAAGUACGAGGCUGGCGAUCUGGAGGGCUGUAUCGAAUCAUGCAAGAAGGCCAUCGAGGAGGGUCGUGAAAUGCGUGCGGACUUCAAGCUCGUUGCUAAGGCGUUCGGUCGUAUCGGAACUGCAUACCAGAAGAUGGGCGAUCUGGCCAAGGCCAUUGAAUACUACCAGCACUCGCUCACCGAGCAUCGCACUCCGGAGGUUCUCGCCAAGCUGCGCGCUGUCGAGAAGCAAAAGAUAGAUACUGAGCGGCAAUCGUACAUCGACCCGGAGAAGGCCGAGGAGGCUCGCGAGGAGGGCAACCGUCUGUUCAAGGCCGCCGACUUCGCUGGUGCCGUCAAGGCCUACACCGAGAUGAUCAAGCGUGCGCCCGAAGACCCCCGUGGUUACUCCAACCGCGCCGCUGCCCUCCAGAAGCUCAUCUCCCUCCCCGAGGCGGUGAAGGACUGCGACCUGGCGAUUAAGAAGGAUCCCAAGUUCAUGCGCGCAUACAUCCGCAAGGCCCAGCUGUUCCUUGCCAUGAAGGACUACUCUAAGUGUCUCGAUGCCUGCGACCAGGCGACUGCCGCCGACACCGAGAACAAGCACACCCGCGAGAUCGAGGAGACCAGUAGGAAGUGCAUGGGCGUCAUGUACUCCUCGCGCGACGGCGAGACCGAAGAACAGACCAUGGCCCGCAUCCAGCGCGACCCGGAGCUCGUCUCGAUCAUCUCCGACCCUAUCAUGCAGAGCAUCCUUCAACAGGCCAAGCAGAACCCGCAGGCGCUGAACGAGCACAUGAAGAAUCCCAUGAUCGGCACCAAGAUCCGGAAGCUCAUGGCUGCUGGUAUCAUCCGGAUGGGGUAAGCUAAUUGCCUGAAGAAGGGAUGUGUGCGGUUGAAUGGGCGUUGGUUGGGGUUUGUUUACGCGUUUUCUCUUUCUCUUCCUCUUUCCUUGCCUUUUCUUGCUAUGUAAUACGCAUCCUGUCUGGUCGCUGCCCUGUCUUACUUAAGCCGCGCUCACGGCAUGGUCUUUCUUUUCUGCUCCAGUGAUUCGAGGGAUGGUGCAAAGCUUGUAUCGUUGGCUGAAGUUAUCGUGAUUAUUGUUGGUAAAAAAAAGGUACCUGCUGUAUGUAAGUAGGAUAUACUCCUCUCGCCCGGUCAAUGGGUGGUACUUCCGCUGCCUACUCGAUGAAUCGAGAUCACUGUAUCAAGCGGGGAUAUAGCAUACAAGCAGUAACAAUGCUACCAGCCCUCUCUCGCC